ACACCUGCGCACAGUACCGCAAAAGACCAGGGAAGACAAGUAAAAAGGAGACAGGAAAACAACACGCGAAAGAAAGGAAUGUGUAUUAAGCAACAAAACGAAUUAUAGUCGCUGAACACUUACUCAGCGAACCAACGAACUAUACACAGCCUCUUGGCUCGUGAAUUUGUAUAAGAAUUUGCCAAACACGGUUUGGCGAGCUAGCUAACGUCGUUAACAACAAGUAUUCUUCCUACGCGUUAGCAACGCAGCUAGCUAGCUACCAAGAGGAUACGCGUGUGUGACCCAGACAAGAGCCGAGAAAACACGUAUUUUGGACACACCAUGAAUCCUGAAUAUGACUACCUGUUCAAGCUGCUUCUGAUCGGCGAUUCAGGGGUGGGCAAGUCUUGCCUCCUGCUUCGAUUUGCGGAUGACACCUACACGGAAAGUUACAUAAGCACCAUCGGUGUGGACUUCAAAAUCCGAACUAUUGAAUUGGACGGCAAGACUAUCAAACUACAGAUUUGGGACACUGCUGGUCAGGAGCGGUUUCGCACCAUCACCUCCAGCUAUUACAGAGGAGCCCAUGGUAUCAUCGUUGUCUAUGAUGUAACAGAUCAGGAGUCUUACAACAAUAUAAAGCAGUGGCUGCAGGAAAUCGACCGCUAUGCCAGCGAAAAUGUCAACAAGCUGCUGGUGGGUAACAAGUGUGACCUCACCACCAAGAAAGUAGUAGACUACACAACAGCCAAGGAAUUUGCUGACUCCCUGUCCAUCCCCUUCCUCGAGACCAGUGCUAAGAACGCAACCAACGUGGAGCAAUCCUUUAUGACCAUGGCGGCUGAGAUUAAGAAGCGCAUGGGGCCCGGGGCCACGACAGGAGGAGACAAACCCAACCUGAAGAUUGAUAGCACCCCAGUAAGGCAGUCUGGAGGAGGAUGCUGUUAGGACUGCCCUGUACCCUCCACUCAACUCCAGAGGCCCAGGGGUAGAGUGACAGUACUGGGGUGGAGCUGAGAGAACAGGAAAAUAUGGUGAUGGAGGUGGUGGGAUCUUCAAGAACUGACUGACAUUUUUUUCAUUAUUUUUUUCUUCUCAUCUUGACCUAUGCCAAUAAUUAAGUGAGAAAGGUUUGUGCCCAAGGAGCAGUCCCCCCCCCACACACUCUUUUUUUAUUCACAAAUAUGCACAGAAUUGGAAACAUCUUUGAAAAUUGUGGUUGGCGUUGUUAGGCAUGAAAAAUGUUUUUAGCUAUUCAAGCACUAAUCCAGUAUCUAUCUGUAGCACUGGCUGUUUAAACACACACACGUGGUCCAAGGAAAUCAUGGAUGUUCUUUCAACUAUGGCUGAGUACAUAACUACCCUUUAUGGCCUUUGUGGUUCCUAGUCAGACUGCUGAUCGUUGAAUGUGAGAAGGUGAAAUAAGAGGACCAUUGUGCCAGUUAAACCAGAGGUUUUAUGGACACAUUCCAGAGGAAAAAUAGUGAAGACGAGCGCUGUUUGUGUCAUCUGUCCUUUCGGGAAUUGAGAUUCAGAUUUGGAUGUUGUCAUUGGGCCCAAGCGCAUAAUAUAUAGGUUGUAAUAGGGUUGCUGUUGAGGAGAAAGAGAAGACUGGGUGAAGUAAAUAACAGGCUUUCUAUCAAAACAAAGUUCACAAAGUGGGGACAACAUGUCAAAUGGAAAUCUGUAAUCACGGCGUCCACAUCUUUAAUGUCUGUUUUAAUCGUCGUUAUAUAAUACUAUUAUUACAUGGUGGUUUUACUACUGUGAUUUUGUUUUGAUUCUCUCUUCUAAUCGAGACUGUGUGUAAGCAGUAAGUGUGUUAUUGCUGUUUGAUGAAUUAGAGCAUAACCGAAGUUCAACUGCAUUUGGUUCUUUCUGUCUGGAGUGGUAGUAAGUGUGUUAUUGUUUUGAUUCUCUCUUCUAAUCGAGACGGUGUGUAAGCAGUAAGUGUGUUAUUGUUCUGAUUCUCUCUUCUAAUCGAGACGGUGUGUAAGCAGUAAGUGUGUUAUUGUUUUGAUUCUCUCUUCUAAUCGAGACGGUGUGUAAGCAGUAAGUGUUUUAUUGUUCUGAUUCUCUCUUCUAAUCGAGACUGUGUGUAAGCAGUAAGUGUGUUAUUGCUGUUUGAUGAAUUAGAGCAUAACCGAAGUUCAACUGCAUUUGGUUCUUUCUGUCUGGAGUGGUAGCUGGCUGUAAGCAUCCGGUGUUUUCAGGCAUGUCCAAUCCUUUAGCGUUGAGUUUGAUCUCAAGUCACAAUGCUCCUGUACCAGUACCAUCAGACCUUUUACAUGCUCACUAUAAUACCGUAUGGACACCCUCUGGUUGAUAAGGUAACAUAUUAUUACAGUACUAACUCAACCAUGCCAUUAGUCACCAUGGUCCAGCAUUGCAACAAGGUUUGGAUAUUUGUUAGACAAUAUUUUGGGGAGAGUAUGGCACAUUACAUAGCCUGCCACAGUUGUUUUCACAUUUAACUGCUUCCUCAAACUUUGUUUCGGAUAUGUCUAUUCUAAUGACAUGUUCGGGGGAAAGAGAGAGAAUGGACCUCGGAGGAAAAUAAAUCACCAGCGUCUCAAAUUAGUAUGGGAUUUCAAGCAAGAGGAACACUUGCUUUCCUGAGUAAAUACUGUAGAGCUGAUGACUGUCUGGGAAUUCCACUUUCUUAAGCAUCACCGUUGAUAUCCUUGCCUUUUUGAUGAAGAAGUAUCUUGCGAUUGGUUGGUAAACACACAAAGGUUGCUGGGUUUUUCCAUUUAGUGAAAUUUGACCCAUUUAAAUAGUUGGCUUCCUUAAUAUAUUCUCUCUGGUUUACAUUUCCCCUUUAAAUGACAAAUAAUGAUUUCUAAUCCACUAAUUCAAUCAUUUGGCUUUUGGUCAGGGAAGCGAUAUAAUGGAAAGAUUGCGGCACGAUGGUUAUUUCUUCUUUGCUGUGGACGAUGUAACAUGCUCUUAAUGCCCAGAUAAUAUUGGGAGUCCAUAGUAAUAAAGUAUAUUGUUAUUAUUGCCA
Molecule: messenger RNA, 2989 nt
Organism: Oncorhynchus gorbuscha (pink salmon)
Lineage: Eukaryota; Metazoa; Chordata; Actinopteri; Salmoniformes; Salmonidae
Product: ras-related protein Rab-1B-like
Exons: 6
Coding region: 325-930 (201 amino acids)
Molecular function (GO): GTP binding; GTPase activity
Source: RefSeq, a predicted model, not a curated record